Staurois parvus is the source of this 410-nucleotide messenger RNA. NCBI's taxonomy places the organism in Eukaryota, Metazoa, Chordata, Amphibia, Anura, Ranidae. The record is from the annotation of a GenBank genome assembly.
AUACAUACAGUAUAUCCACUAUAAACUCAAUACAUAUUUACUACUCUUAUAUGCAUAAGAAGGGCAUGAUUUCUCGGGUAUACUCCCAGAUAUUGUCCACAGUACAGGAUCAAGCUAGUCUCCACAGCAGAGCGCAGUGGUCCCCGGAUGUUGGAGAAUUUGCUGGAGAUGUCUGGGAUGCUGCCCUGGAAUCUGUUCUAGGAAAUUUCUCUUUCUCCUUACAUAAAUUGUCUCAAUUGUUUAUUCUCCAUCGAGCAUAUAGGACCCCUGUGCAACUGUAUCGGUGGGGCAGGCUUGAAUCACCAGAUUGUUCAAUAUGUAGGGUCCAACAGGGUAACUUCAUUCAUAUGCUCUGGCGUUGCCCAAGUUACAUAGAUAUUGGGAUGAGGUUCUUCAAUUUAUUUUGCUAG